Messenger RNA from Penicillium riverlandense, 1782 nucleotides. RefSeq lists its product as uncharacterized. The coding region runs from base 1 to 1782 and encodes 593 amino acids. The transcript has 5 exons. The record is from RefSeq and is a predicted model, not a curated record. NCBI's taxonomy places the organism in Eukaryota, Fungi, Ascomycota, Eurotiomycetes, Eurotiales, Aspergillaceae.
AUGGCCGUCCAGUCCCCGCCUUCCGUCGUGUCCUAUCGCGCCGAGUUGUCGAUCGACACUCUUGCCACUUCAGAGUCGUCGUCGUCGUCGAAUGGCGCGGUCAACGGAGCCGUGGAGACGAAGAGUAGCGAGAAUGACCAGCCAGAGCUGACCAUUCAAACCUCGCCCACCUCUCGCAAUAGAUCGGAUGACGAUGAACCGCCCCAGUCGGUGAUUCAUGCCCCGCCGGGAUUUGGCGACUUCACCAAGAUGCAGGACGAGCCGACGGGUGCGGCCGACGAGGAGGAAGAACAGUCACCAAGCUCAGGACUCACCGGCUCGACGACGGUCUCGGAUACGCCCAGGCGGUAUGGCUACAGUCCAGUGUCGCCGCCGCCGCUCACGACGACGAUCACUGCCGCCCAAGAUUGGUCAGACCGCGCGACGCCUCGGGCCCAAACAAGACAUGAGUUUGAAGAAGCCGGGCGACGUACGCGCUCAAGCAGCCUGGAAGGCAAUUUUACUGGGAAAGAAGCCGAAAUCAACGCGUUAAGGACGGCCCUCGCCGAAUGCUGGACACUCUGCAAUACGUUGGCUAGUUUAAGUUAUAUCAACCGAGAAAGGCUGCUCAAGUCCCAUGAGGACGACAUACAAGAGGAUGCGUGGCGGUCAUGUUGGCGGUUGUGCCAGAAACUAUACGACACGCGUGAUGAUGAUUAUGCAUCGCAGGUGAAUCCCACCCUGGAUCUGUGCCGAGACUUUUGUCAGGCGUUAUUUGAAGUUCGUGUCCGCGAUAGUGACCUGGCGGACUCGGUCUUGCGCGUGAGCUUUGAGCUCAAUAAUCACCUUUUUAAUACGCACGACCGCAAUCUGCCCGACGCGUUUCGAGAAAGAACGUUGGAUUUUUACAUUACCUUGUGCCAUCGUCUCAUGAAACAACGAACCCGGCUGACCGAAACCGACUCUCUCCUCAGCGCGUGUUGGUCCCUGGCAGAGAUGUUGUUUAGCAUCCGCCAGAGCAAACGAGAGGGCAGACCGCUGGAUGAAGACCUGCUCGGGUCGGCGGUGCAAGCAUGCUGGGAGCUCUGCGACAUCUUCCGCGAGGGCUGGACGCUCCACAGCCUGCGCAAUUCUGAUCGGGGCACCCCGCGCCCCAGCCAGACGACGUUCACUCAGGCAUUCCAUCAAGCGACUCAGUCAGAGAUGGAUUUUGUAAAUGACCCCUUGGGCCAAGCGGGCAAUCCCGAGACUCCCACGACCAUAUUCGAAGAUAUGGCAACGAUCUCCCCGGAUGAGGCCCCCGUUCCAAAUAUCUUUGUGCUGGGGCACGGGAGCGGACACAGCGCGCAUGCCAAAUGGUCCUCCAAUGCGUCGAGCAUCUCAGAGAAGUCACGAUCGUCUGGGCAGACAGCAUCGUCCUCAAACACAGUGACCACUGUGUCCGAGGACCCCAACUUCAUACGGCUCAAAAUCCUGAUCACCAAAGCCGCCAUCAACAGUGGCUAUCAACGGGGCGGCGCACAGAACCUCUCGUCUUUUGUCAAGUCUCUUUCGUCCGAUGCGUUCGGGGCGGCGCCCUGGCAAACCGCAUUGCUGAAGAACUAUCGCAAGCUGGUGACGUUUGAUCCCGCAUUCCGCACGGCCGGCCAACAAGCCCGGGUCAGCGCGGUCGACGUCGCACAUGCAUGUCAAGCGAUGGUGCACGGCGGGCAGUACUCCUGGCUGCGCGACCUGUAUCGGCUGGUCUUCGGCUUCCACAUGGAAGAAGCGAUGGGGCGCAAAGGGGUCAUGAUCCAAACUUAA